This is a messenger RNA of Helobdella robusta, 660 nucleotides long. RefSeq lists its product as hypothetical. The coding region runs from base 1 to 660 and encodes 219 amino acids. Lineage: Eukaryota; Metazoa; Annelida; Clitellata; Rhynchobdellida; Glossiphoniidae. The record is from RefSeq and is a predicted model, not a curated record. The transcript is spliced from 2 exons.
AUGCUGGCAGAGAUAUUAACGGAGAAAAGUCAUGAUUUUACGUAUGCUCCUGAUAAAAUUGCUUACGAGUCUAAGAUGUCUUCCUCGCUAAUAGAAUCGGGUAGUUGUGCAAAUACAAUAAAAGAAAUGCCACUGUCUAGUGAUAUUCAAAUCAACGUUAAUAAACCAGAUCUGAAUGUUAUAAACACUGUCGAUAAUAUGAAGAAGAAAAAAACAAAUAAAUAUCAGCUAAAAAGAAGGUUGUCAUCGCGAUUAAAUAAUACAAAGCAGAUUACAAAAUUCGAUGGUGAUGAUAAAGUUUCAAGUAUUAAAUGUCCUAAACAAAACGAUCAUGCCGACGAAAGUAAUGGUAAAUACGAAAAAAUAGUUUUAAAAAUUAACAAAAUGCAUAUAUUGCCUAUGAAAAAUAAUGAGGAUAAUUCUGAAUAUACCAUUAAUAAUGAUUUUGAUAUGCUUCUAACAAGUGGGGAGUGCCAAAAUUUGCCUGUUAAAGUAGUUACAGAUGACAGUUGUGAAUUGAACAAUAAAUUACUUUCCGCACCUGAGUUAAUGCUUAGCAAAACAUCGGACAAACUCUAUUCUGAUUCUUCAAUCGACGAUGUCGCUGUUUCGUCUAUGAACGGUAACCAAACUAUAUUCAUAAAUCUGACGGUAUUAUAA